AAGAAUGUAAAGAACAAAUUCAUAGGUUUCCUGGUGCUUUAUUUAAAUCAUUUGAAAUAAAGCAGCAAGCAGAAGAUUAUGUAAACAAUAUGAUUGAAAAAGAAAAUAUAUUUGUUUGGACUGAUGGAUGUUGUGAAAAUAAUGGUAAAAAAGAUGCUAGAGCAGGUAUUGGAGUUUAUUGGUCAGAAAGAAAUCCAUUGAAUUUAAGUGAAAGAUUACCAGGAUAUUUACAAACAAAUAAUCGAGCAGAAAUUUUUGCAGUAAUUCGUGCUAUUGAAACUUGUAUAGAAAAUGAUAAAUGCUUAGUGAUAUAUACAGAUAGUAUAUAUGUGAUCAAUUGUCAAGGAGUAAAGAAUCCUAAAAAGAAUCUUGAUUUAGUUAUUAGAUUGAAUGAUCUGAUUAAAGAACGAAAAGGAAAAGUUGUUUUUAAAUAUGUUAGAGGUCAUCGUGGAAAUGAGGGUAAUGAACAAGCAGAUAAAUUAGCAUAUUUAGGAUCACAGAAACCAUUUGUAGAAUUAGUUAUACCUGAAUCUUUAAAUGUAAACAAAAAAAAGAGAACUAUAAAAGAUUAUUUUAAAAAUAAAGAUUUAUUUCAUAUGACGAUCGGGAGGCGAUUCAACAACGUUGUAUCAGAGACAUUACCAGCUUUGCUGGUAACCACAGAGAGCCUGGCUGGCUCUGGAAGCCGAAAACAAAGUUUAAUGUUAAAACUUUGUCUUUAUUGUAAACAAGAUAAUCAUCCUAUUUCUGAUUGUCAUAUUGUUGAGUAUCUUCAAGUCAAAGUUUUGAGAAUAACCAAAAAAGGAAAGAAUGAAAAUUUCAAGGAGAAUCAGAAUUUUUUAGUAGACAGAAAAUUUAAAAAGAUUAUUAGAUCUCAUAAAUGGUACAAGAAAGAAACAGAUAUUGUUGAUGAGAAUAAUCAAAAUUUUGUUAAUCACAUGUUUCCAGAUAUCAAAAUUGAUAAGAUCAAAUUUAAAAAUAAUUAUAGUUUUGAUUUAC
Molecule: messenger RNA, 999 nt
Organism: Scutellospora calospora
Lineage: Eukaryota; Fungi; Glomeromycota; Glomeromycetes; Diversisporales; Gigasporaceae
Source: the annotation of a GenBank genome assembly